CUGGCUGACUCGUCCCGCGAGCUUCACAGGGGUUGCCGCGGCAAUAGAGGCCUCCGAGGUCCGCGCGCACCGGGAAAGCGUCAUGAUGGACGAGAGCUCGUCCCCGAGUCAAGAACAGGCGGCAGCGGACAGGUAGUGGUGCUUCUCCUCAAACCCUAGCACCUGUAAAUCCCUGCAGAAUAUAAGUCGUCUCCAAGUUAGGAGCACAGCUACUAGAACUAUUUAUAGUACAGUACUGGUACCCUCUCCGCUGUCUGCGCCGCACUCCCCGCUCUCCUUUCCCCAAGUUACUUUCAAUCCGCUACAAUAUCAUGAGUGCUAGUACUAGUAGUACGCGUAACGUCCAAGCGUUUUCCCCAGCAAUCUUGAUGCCGGCACCUCGGCCGUGCAGAGUAACGGCCCCCUUGCUGGAAGGAAGCACUCUACUACCACUACCACUAGUACCACUACUGCUGCUGCUACUACUUCUCCGCUUCACGCAUGCCAGGCAUAAUUUCCACGCGGAGACGGGGCCCGGAAUCCCGCACCCGUUCGACUUCGCGUUUCCGGACCACCUGUGCGGGUCGCUGCGGGAGGCGUACAUGGCCAUCAACGACCGCGUGCGCGCCGCCUGCAAAGAAGAGGCGCUACUAGCAGCCGCCACUGCUGCUUCCGCCGGUCCUUCUGUCGCCCCUCCGUCCGCUGCUACCCCCUCCUCCACCGUUCCCUUGCCAUCACCCCCUUCGCGGUGCCGCACGCUGAUCUUUGACUCGGGGCACGACGGGUUUGGCGACACGGUGUUUGGGAUGGCGUCCACGUUCGCCGUGGCGCUUCUGGACGAGCGAGCCUUCCUCAUGCGCCAGGAAUGGCUGCCGCACGCCUUCGAACCCGCCACCUUCGACUGGCGCGUCAGCGACGACAUCCCCGUGUUCGAUGACUCGCCGCAGAUUAUGGACGAGAAUAACCCCCCCAAUGCGCCGUACGCGCGUCUAAGCCUUUACAACAUGAACGUUACAGAGCCCGAGGCGUAUUUUGGGAAGCUGGCGGGGAUAUCGCACAUCGGGGUGGUGUGGAACCGCGGGAUUCUGUUCAAUCUGCUCACCAGGGCCAAGGGCGCGUGGGCGGAUCGGUUCAGAGGCAUCGGGCUGACCCCGCCGUACGCCUUCGCCUGCGUCAUGCGCCUCCUGGUGCGCCCCAAGCCGGAGGUGUGGCAUCUAGUGAAGGGAAUUGCGGAGCAGGUGCACCCGCCUAACGGCAUGAGCAUAGGCAUUCACACGCGCCUGAUGGAUGGCGUCACAUGGGAGGACGCCUGGGAUGGUAUGGGAGUUCCCAAGGUGCUCAACUCGUCUCAAGUCGAGGAGCUCUAUAACGAGAAUAAAGGGGCUCUUGAGUGCGCGCAGGAGUUGGAGCGGUGGUGGAGUCCAUCCUCUCUCACGAUCAGGUGGUUCUUCAUCUGCAACUCCGCUCAGCUCAAGAUAGCCGUGCGCGACAAAUUCCCCGACAAGGCGGUGGUCACGAGUUUUGUCCCGCGGCACGUGGCGAUCAGCAAGGACCCCAACUCCAGCACGCACGCGGCGGACCCGGCGUGGUACCAGGAGACGGUGGCGGAGUGGCUGCUGCUGGCGUCCACAGACCUGCUGGUCAUCCCCGAGUCGGGCUUCUCGCGCUCCGCUGUCAUGUACUCCAUGCGCCCGGGGGCCGUCUUCAUGCCGCACAAGUGCACGCCCGAUGCCCCAGUCCCGCUCUCCGACCUCGCUACUGCUGGCUGUGGGGUGUGAUUGAUUGAUGCAUUGGAUUUGAAGUUGUAACUAGUGCGUGCGUACAGUGAUGUAUGUGUUUUGAAACGUCUCAAAACAUUAGUGUACAGUAAUGUACGUGCUACACUGCUUCAUGUUUGUCUGCACGGUAUGUACGUUUGUACUGCAUGCCCUUGGUCUCUGCAGUCGCGAUGGAAUGUGUCCCUGAAGUGGUGGCUGCUGCUAGCUGCCAGGUCUACUGAAUUGAAAUAUGCAGGGAAUGAUAUGUUCAAAUUAUAUUCUUAUAUAAUUGUAG
This is a messenger RNA of Closterium sp. NIES-67, 2031 nucleotides long. NCBI's taxonomy places the organism in Eukaryota, Viridiplantae, Streptophyta, Zygnematophyceae, Desmidiales, Closteriaceae. The record is from the annotation of a GenBank genome assembly.